AGCACAGACAGAAGAGAGCAGGGAAACCAGCCAGGGGAGAAAAUGGAUCAGUUUAUUUCCUGUCAGGGAACUCAGAAGGGCCUUAAGGAAACCAGAAUACAGCAGGAAAUCUGCAGGGAAAGGCAAAAAAAUACAUGCGCUAAGUGUGGGAAAAACUGCACUUACAGAUCAGGCCUUUAUCAACAUCAGAGAAUCCACACAGGGGACAAGCCCUAUGAAUGCUGUGAGUGCGGGAAAACAUUCAGUCGCAGCUCACACCUUAUUGGGCAUCAGAGAAUCCACACGGGGGAGAGAUCCUAUGAAUGCCGUGAGUGCGGGAAAACCUUCAAUCACAGCUCGCACCUUAUUCAGCAUCAGAGAAUCCACAUGGGGGAGAGGCCCUUUGAAUGCCGUGACUGUGGGAAAACCUUCAGUCGCAGCUCUCACCUUAUUACCCAUCAGAGAAUCCACAGAAGCGAGAGGCCCUGCGAAUGCCCUAAGCCAGGCCUGCCCAACUCGUAAAGUGGCGAGGGCCACAUUACUCCAAAGAAAACAGCUGAGGGCCAAAACCCCCCAGCCCUGCGGAAACAGGCCCCCCCUCAGGACCUC
Messenger RNA from Chelonoidis abingdonii (Abingdon island giant tortoise), 588 nucleotides. The record is from RefSeq and is a predicted model, not a curated record. NCBI's taxonomy places the organism in Eukaryota, Metazoa, Chordata, Testudines, Testudinidae.